AUGGAAGUUGAACAACUGCAUAGACAACCACUACCAACACCCACUAAUGCAAUGGUGGCAGUGGUGGUCUAUGCAGGCCCAAAUGUUAUGGAAGUUAUUACAGUCUCAACUGUAGACCUUAGUGGCAAUAGUCUGCAUGAAAAUAACUACUUGAUAGCCUGUGUGGAAACGAUACCAAAGCGUUUCAAGUCUGCACAACAUUAUCUUGGCUCUUAUACUGUGCCGUUGCUGGAAGAAACUCGCAUGGAGAUAUGUUCACGGAUGGAGUUUAUGUCAGGUGUUCCUCAUGCUGAGAUGAUCUCUGUAGAGGGGUCUAAGCAGCAUGGGGGGUCAAUCUUGUAUCGCAUCAAGGUUGACUUCUGGAGACACCGGUAUGGUGUAUCUGGCAAAGAACUGUACAAGCCGAAACCUUUGGAUUUGCUUAUUUUGGGUGAUACUGUGCCCGAAGUUGCUUCGGACUUGCAGCGUUUUCGAAGCAAUUGGUCUUUGGCUUCAGUUGUAGAAGAUGUGAAAGAGUCUGAUUCUCUAGGGGACGAAGACAGAGUUGUAUACUUUCAGGUUAAGACCUCAAAGACCAUAAAGAUAGAGAUGAAAGAGGGCAUAUGGAAACCACGUUUUGUUGUGUUUCUGGUAAAGGAAAAUUGCAGUCUCUGUUCUGCAGAAGUUGACAGGAUUUUGGCUGGAAAGUUGAUUCACAAUUAUUACUGGAUCUUAAUGAAUCUCAAAGAGCUGUGGUAUUGGGGACUAUAUCUGCAAACACUUGCUUGUGCCCCGAAAAACGUCGCAGUUGCUGAACUUGCGCUACGUAUCUUGAACAUUCAGAAAGAUGCUAGCGAAUCAGACUUUGGAAAGAACAAGUCAAGUUGUUCAUUAGGGGACUUUCUCUUGUUUGGAAAUAUGAAUACAUUGGAGUUAUGUAAUGAUCUUGGAAAGAUUUAUGUGGAUUAUCGUGUGGAUAGUCUUGUAGAGUGUUUUGCACCAUCAACUGGUUGGAAGAAACAUUUUGAUUCCAUGGUGGAUUUUCUUGAAGAUUGUGUAUCUCGGUAUCGUUUGCAUUUGAAGAAUGUAAUAACUACAAAGGUUCAUGUAUUGGAGAAAGUUGGAACUAAUUCUGAAGUCCAUAUGUCACUUGUCAGGUUCGGAAAAGAUCGAUUCAGAGCUUUAGCGGUGCCACUCAAAAGAAGCAUCAGAAUACUAUGCACCCAUCUCCCUAAAAGACUUUUGCUGGGGAAUUUCGAAAAGAUGGAUACUCUUUGUGGUUUGCUUGAAUCUUUUGAUAUUUUGCUCUCUCAAAAUCAGGUGGCUGACGAAGAAUUUGAAGAACUCUUUGCUCUGCAAGAAAAUUACUCCAAGGAAGGAAGUAGAGCAUUGUCAAGCUCAUAUAAUCUGCAUGAGGUAGAUCUGGAACCACUGGAUUUCCUGGUAAUUGAUGAAGCUGCUCAGUUGAAAGAGUGUGAAUCAGUGAUUCCCAUGCAGCUUGAAGCAAUACGACACGCUGUUCUAAUUGGUGAUGAGUGCCAUCCACAAGCUAGGGUGAAAAGCAGGGUGUCUGAUGAAGCUGGCUUUGGAAGAAGUCUAUUUGAAAGGUUGGGUUUCUUUGGGCAUUCCGAGGACCUUCUAAACAUGCAGGUGGAGAUAGAUGAAGCUGGGCUUGGUAUAAAAAAUAUGGUUGAAGUGGCAGUUGUAAUGGCAAUAAUCCGAACCCUAUUUGAAGCACGGGAACGCUCAAAGUAUAGCUUAUCCAUUGGUAUUAUAUCUCCGUACCCUGCCCAAAUUGCUGCAAUAGAGAAUAAAGUUGGCCAGAAAUAUGAGAAGCUAAAGGACUUUAUCGUGAAGGUGAUGUCUGCAGAUGGAUGUUAUGGCAGCGAGGAAGAUGUCAUAAUAAUAUCUACUGCCGGGUCUAAUCAUAGUGGGUUAUCAGAUGGGUUCCUUUCUAAUCCGCAGUGUACUAAUGUUGCUCUGACACGGGGUAGGCACUGCCUUUGGAUUUUGGGGGAUGACAAAAAAUUGUGUAAGAUUGGAUCUUUCUGGGAAGAUUUAAUCCGUGAUGCGAAGAGCCGACAAUGUUUUUUUAAUGCUGAUGAAGAUGAAGAGCUAGUGAAUGAAAUGUUCAAGGCCAACAAAGAGCUUGAUCAGUUGGAUAAUUUACUUAGUGAAAAUAGUAUGCUUUUCAAAAGUGCAUUGUGGAAGGUCCUGUUCAGCAAUAACUUUAGGAAGUCAUUUGGGAAGUUGAAGUCAUCACAAACACAAAAGUCUGUGGUUAAUCGAUUGGUUGAACUUUCCAAUGGUUGGCGUCCAAAGAAGUUGAAGGUCAAAACUUCAUGUGGUAACUCUACCCAGCUUGUGAAACAGUAUAAGGUUGGAAAGUUGUAUAUCAUUUCUAGCGUCGAUGUUGCGAAAUAUUCAUGCUACACCCAAGUUUUGAAGAUAUGGGAUAUUUUACCUCUCGAGGAAAUACCAAAACUAGUGAAGAGUCUGGAGAGCAUACUUUCCAUAUACACUGACGAAUACCUCGAGCGCUAUAAGCGGGAAGACAUUAAGGGGGAUAUGGUAGUGCCAGUUACCUGGAGAAUAGAUGACGAGAUGGUUAGAUAUAAGAAUACUGACGAUGCUGAGUUAGUAGAUAGUUCAGUAUUAGCAGGGAGAUGUUACAUUGAGAAUUCAAAAGUGAGAGAUAGUCUACUGCUCAUGAAGCCUGGAACAGGGAAAACCACUGUUUUGACAAUGAAACUGUUUCAAAAGGAGCAGCAACACUACUUCUCUUCUAAAGGACCUGUGGAAGCCACGAGAGAUGUUUCUUUGUGGGAUCCAGCUGGGAAUGUGUGCAGAGUGGUUGAAGAUGAGACAAAAGGUACUGUCUUACGGCAAUUGUUCGUAACAGUGAGCCCAAAAUUAUGCGCUGCUGUUAAAAACCAAAUUUCUAAAUUGAAAAGCAGUGGUAGGGCCUCAACAGAUUACGAUUCCCUUGGGUCGGCUAAUUUCGAUGAUGCAGUUCAAUAUCGAGAUACACCAGACUUAAGGGACAUUCCACCUGAAAGUUCUCCACUUGUCAUAACAUUUCAGAAUUUCUUAAUGAUGCUUGAUGGAAGUACGAGGAAUUCGUAUUUUGAUAGAUUUGGUGAUGUAAGAGUACUUUCGCAAUCUAAAAUUGCAACCUCCAGGUCAUUUGCUUUGUGUGCUCUAAGAAGAACGAAAGAGGUCACUUAUGAAAGAUUCAGCUCAUCUUACUGGCCUCACUUUAAUUACCAGAUGACCAAGAAGCUUGAUCCAUCUAUGGUUUUUAUCGAGAUAACUUCACACAUAAAAGGUGGGCUAUUAGAUGGAAGGCUACCUGAUGACAAACUAAGUCGGGAUGAUUACAUAAAACUAUCAGAUGGACGGGGGUCAUCCAUAAGCAAAGAAAUAAGGAAGAUGGUUUAUGAUAUCUUUCUUGAAUACGAGAAGAAGAAAAUACUAAAUGAUGAAUUCGAUUUGGCUGAUUUUGUUAUUGACCUUCACCGUCGAUUGAAAACUGGGUGUUACGAGGGUGUGGAAAUGGAUUUUGUGUAUAUUGAUGAAGUACAGGAUCUCACCAUGAGACAGAUUGGUCUAUUCAAAUAUAUUUGUAGAAAUUUUGUGGAAGGAUUUGUUUUUUCUGGUGAUACUGCGCAAACUAUUGCUGGUGGGGUUGAUUUCAGAUUUCAGGAUGCAAGAUCUUUGUUCUACAAUGAGUUUAUUUUGGAUUCAGGAAGUGAUGGUGUGGGAAAUGCAAAAGACAUGGAUCAAUCUCGUAUCUCAGACAUCUAUGUUUUGAAUCAAAACUUUCGUACUCAUGCAGGUGUUCUCAACUUGUCACAGAGUGUGAUUGAACUCCUGUACGUAUUCUUCCCACAGCACAUUGAUAAUUUAAGUCCCGAGACAAGCGCUAUUUAUGGAGAAGCGCCAAUUUUGCUUGAAUCUGCACAUGAUGCGCUUUUGACUAUUUUUGGCAAAAGCGGCGAAAAUGCUGGUAGGAGUACCGGUGGAUUUGGUGCGGAGUAA
This is a messenger RNA of Papaver somniferum (opium poppy), 4020 nucleotides long. RefSeq lists its product as uncharacterized. The transcript is spliced from 13 exons. Gene Ontology annotation, molecular function: ATP binding; helicase activity. NCBI's taxonomy places the organism in Eukaryota, Viridiplantae, Streptophyta, Magnoliopsida, Ranunculales, Papaveraceae. Bases 1 to 4020 code for a protein of 1339 amino acids. The record is from RefSeq and is a predicted model, not a curated record.